This is a messenger RNA of Endocarpon pusillum Z07020, 873 nucleotides long. RefSeq lists its product as uncharacterized. The transcript has 2 exons. Lineage: Eukaryota; Fungi; Ascomycota; Eurotiomycetes; Verrucariales; Verrucariaceae. The coding region runs from base 1 to 873 and encodes 290 amino acids. The record is from RefSeq and is a predicted model, not a curated record.
AUGGUUCUCCUCCCCCGCUUCCACCUCGCUGAAAUCGAGGAUCAGUCAUGGUGCCCCAGCUGGCUGCGAGAGCAUUCACACUUGGCUCUCGCUCAGAUGUGGAGGUCGAACGCUAGUGAAAAAGGCCCACCAGCCGCUCAAGCCUGCGAUCUUCUCAUGGAAAACCUUCCCGAUACCUCCUCCUUCACCUUCGUCGAUGCUUGCGCCGGAGCAGGAGGACCGACUCCUGUCCUGGAAGCCCGUCUAAAUGAAAAGCUUCUAGCCCAGGGCAAAGGCCCAGUCAAAUUUAUUCUGACAGAUCUUUAUCCGCAUCUUUCGGCGUGGGAAAAGAUUGUGAAACGUAGCGAGAACAUCUCCUACAUCGAAGAACCGGUCGAUGCCACGGCUGCUAAGAAAUUAACUGGGCCUAACGAGAAGGAGUGCAGGAUAUUCAACCUGUGUUAUCAUCACUUUGAUGAUCCGCUGGCGGGCAAAGUCCUACGCAGUGCAGUUGAGUCAGCGGAUGCUUUCGUCAUCCAUGAGAUGACCUACCGCAACUUCUCCGCCUUCAUGAACACUUCCAUCGUCAUUCUCUCCCCCUUCAUCACCACCAUGCUCUGGUUCUGGAACUCGCCCAUGCAUCUUUUCUUCACCUAUCUCAUCCCUCUAGUACCACUAUUCUACGCUAUCGAUGGAUACGUCUCAUGCAUUCGAACUCGCACACCAAAGGAGAUUGAUGACCUUUUGCUUCGUGAGCCUGGCCUCGAUCUCAGCGAGUGGGAGUUCAAGAGCGGAGAACGAUUGGUUUUACCACCAUUUGGGUAUCUUUAUUGGUACGUUGGAGUCAAGAAGACGAAGAGAACUUCUCAAGCUCUUGUUGAGCAUAGUUCCUAA